Phalaenopsis equestris is the source of this 694-nucleotide messenger RNA. RefSeq lists its product as uncharacterized. NCBI's taxonomy places the organism in Eukaryota, Viridiplantae, Streptophyta, Magnoliopsida, Asparagales, Orchidaceae. The transcript is spliced from 2 exons. Bases 58 to 513 code for a protein of 151 amino acids. The record is from RefSeq and is a predicted model, not a curated record.
UAGGCACUCACCUCCUACUUCUGCCUCGAUCGUUGAUUGAUUGAUAACUAACCCUACAUGAAAAUGGAAAUGCGCAUGGAAAUAUGGUCUUCACCUUCUACUUGGCCUUCCCAACUCCGAUUUCUCAUCAUCCUCCUCAUCCUUCUGUUGUCUCCUUCAGCUUCUCAGGCGGGAGAGUAUAAAUCGAAUGAAAAAGAGGAGAAACUAACCCUAGAUGCAGUGGAGAGAGGGAUCGGUUUCACCCGCUUCAACAGCCAUUGGGAAGCUUUCAGCUCUUGGGCUAAGCUCACAUGGAUGACCCUCCGUCCUCCCGAAUCUUCGGGAAAAUCGGGAACAGGAGAGAAGAUGAAGGCAGCGUCGAAGAAGAGCUUUAAGACGAGCAAGGAUACGGUGGAGAUGUCUGCGGCGGCGGCGGCAAAAGCGGCAGAGAAAGCGGUGGGGAUGACGAAGGAUAAGAUAAAGAAGGCUGUUUUUAAAUCUAAGGGAGGCGGAGGACAGGAUGCAGAACUCUGAUUCCAAUUCCGGGAUCAAUCCCAUUAUUUUGGUUUCAAGGAUGCAAUUUCCUCUUCUUCUUUUUUUUUUUAAUUUUUAUUUUAGUUUGGAAUUAAAAUUUUGUAAUAAUUUUGUCACACUACUUGCUCAGUAUUUCGAUUUACGUUUUGUAUGCAAUUCUGUCGGGACUGGCUACAGCUUU